AUGAAAUCUCCAGUUCCCGAUGUUGAUGAAUGUAAUGUCUUUGUUAAAUUCUUACCAUGUGAAUAUACUGAAAGAGAUUUGUUUAAUCUUUUUCAGCCAUAUGGUGAUAUUGUCAAUACCAAAGUCAUGAUUAAUACUAAAACCGGAACAAGUUUGGGUUAUGGAUUCGUUAGAUUCUCUGAUCCAGCCGAAGCAAGAGAAGCCAUCGCCAAGAUGAAUCGUGUACAAAUCGGAUAUAAAGUGCUACUUUGCAAACUCUCGAAACCAAUUCAAACCCCAACUAUAAAUCCAUUUUCACUGUUGGAUGACAGUGAGCUCCGUGACCCAUCUCCCACCAUCUACGUCAGAAUACUCUCGCCAACCAUUACCGAUGCCAUGUUGAGAGCGGCCUUUGCACCAUUCGGUGAAAUCCAAGAGUGCCAAGUCCACAUCGAUUCAGUCUCUGGUAAAUCAAAGCGAUCCGGAUACAUCAAAUACUCAACCAUAGAGGAAGCUACCUCUGCCAUCCACUCGAUGAAAGGUUCUCUACAACUUGGAGAAACUCCAUUAAUUGUUAAAUAUGCCAACGGUAGACUCAGCCAAAAGUCUACCUCUCCACAACCAGUCAACAUCUUGAACCAAUCACUUUCCAACCUCAACAACAACAACAACAACAACAGCACCAUUCUUCUCGCCCAAAUCAACAAUCUCGCCAGCUCAACUGGUAUCGACUACUACUACGAAUCUCCACAUCGCCGAUCUGUUUCCCCACAGCCAUCGUCGUCACCACCACAACAACACUCACCAAGAAUGAUUCCAGUUGUUCCACAACAGCAGCAACAACAACAACAACAACAACCAACACAAAUUCCACCACACCAAUAUACUUAUUUAUAUGCACCACCACACCACCAAGAUAUUUAUAUAUACCAUCCACACUACUAUGCAACCGAAUACACAAUAUCGCCACCAAGAUCACCAUCACCCCCAGCGUCGCCAACCCACUAUCCAACCACACCGUCACAACCAAAUUUUUCCAACAGACACCACCCCUACUAUAUAUAUGCACCACACCACCACCCAACCUAUACCUAUCAUCACCACCAACAUCAACAACCACCAAUGGAAUUCUCGACCAUUGACAUUGACAAUCCAAACUCAACCACACUCAUCUGUACAUACAAUGAAGACAUUGAAUUCUCGGACCUCUACGAAACCUUUUCCAACUACGGAUCACUACAAAGCCUAAAGAUCAACAAGAGUGGCGAGGGCAAAUUCCAAUCGAUUAUCACUUUCACCAAUGUUGACCAUGCAGUCAACGCCAAACACUGUUUGGACCGUUCAAAGAUUGGUUCACAAAGAAUUCGUAUUGAAUAUGACGAAGUGUUUUGUUUAUAA
Molecule: messenger RNA, 1377 nt
Organism: Heterostelium album PN500
Lineage: Eukaryota; Evosea; Eumycetozoa; Acytosteliales; Acytosteliaceae
Exons: 2
Coding region: 1-1377 (458 amino acids)
Molecular function (GO): RNA binding
Source: RefSeq, a predicted model, not a curated record